GCAUGGCCAAUGAUGAAGAAGCGCGAUUAUUGAGGGAAGAGCUGGAAUAUGAAGACACUCGGUUCCCAGCAUCCUCUUGUUUUUGCGCCUGUCAACAACGCUUCCUCAACUUUCUGCGCGGGCCGCAGCAUCCCAAACUCCAAUCCAUCAAGCCGUUCUUCGCAUCCAUACAAAGACGUCCAUCCGAUUGGCUGGAAAACCAUCGACUCAACAGGCCCGUCUCACUUGUGCUCUUACUGGUUUCGUGGCUCGUCAUCUUUGGCUGGUUUCUGACUGUCCAACUGCCACUCCGCGACGGCAAUGGCAAAGACGUAGUCAACCUAAGCUGCGACGAUACCCUCUGGAAACGAAAGAACGAAUGCGGAAUCAACGGGAUCAAUUGUCGCCCAUUUACCAACCAUUCGUUUGCCUUUCGAUGUCCUGCAAAAUGCAAGGACGUACAGCUUCUGAACCCACGCAUAAUUGGAAAUGGAGAAGUCAACUACCGCCCUCUGGUCGUCGGAACGGGCAUUUAUCGCGGCGACAGUUUCCUGUGCGCUUCAGCUAUACACGCUGGAAUAGUCGACGACAAGAGGGGUGGCAGUGGUCGAAUCAACCUACUGGGACAACACGACAACUUCUCUAGCACCAAACACCACGGCAUCGAGUCUAUCGCGUUCGACUCAUACUUUCCAUUAUCAUUCUCCGUCGUUUUCGACGAAACCUUCAAGGCACCACCCGACCCCCGCUCAAUCUUGCUUCCGGUCUCUCUCUUCUUUACGGCCAUGCUUGCCCUCUUUUCCAGCUCACCCAAGAUUGUCUUUCCCAUCUUCGCGCUGAUCUUCGCACACGUGAGCUUUGUCUCUGAUCCGCCAACGGCUUCUGAACUCAGUGCUACGGUGUUACCGGAUCACAUCAUGAUGUUUGCGCAGCGGCUGCUGCCGGCCAUGUUCGUCAUGGUGGUGCUAUACUCGACCACAAUCAAGCGGACACUGUCUGGGUUGACGGCCCACUUUGAAAAAACUUUGCUCUGGCUCGGGGGCUUCUGGAUUGGAGCAUUGUCGAAUUAUACCCUCGAAUGGAUUCCGAUAUCGCGGUUAGACGCUCAUGAUUUGGAGCAGCAGCCUGGCGCUAAGCUGGCUUUGGCAAGCAUUAUCCUGCUGUUGGUCAUGAUAACUGUGGGCCAAGUGUACUACUUUUGGCUCGAAGGGCGCCUGGUCCGCUAUUUGAAGUUAUACGGCCUCUUCGCCCUAGGAAUCCUGGUCUGCCUGGUGAUACCAGGUGUUAACUUGCGGAUUCACCAUUACAUCAUGGCACUCAUGCUGCUUCCCGGAACUAGUCUCCAGACGAGACCAUCGCUGCUCUACCAGGGUAUCUUGCUUGGCCUUUUUGUCAACGGCAUAGCACGGUGGGGAUUCGAUUCUGUUUUGCAGACUCCGGCUGCUCUGCUUGAGGACGCACGGAUUGGCUCAGUGGUCCCCAAGAUCCUGGGUGCUUCCAUGGACUGGGACCCUGAGAUUGGCAUCAUGUUCACCACAUUUACGUAUGGCAAACAUCCUCCCGGCGUCGAUGGCAUCAGUAUCAUGGUCAACGAUGUGGAGCGUGAUCGCGACUUCUCUGAUAGCCAGAAUGAGGAUUGGGAUACCUACUCAUGGCGGCGGCCAAUGACCAGUGAACUGACCGAGUACUUUCGUUGGGCCUAUAUUCGGGGCGGUCGCACUCUAGACUACUCGAAGCCCGCCACAUUGUUUGGAAACGGUACAUGGACUUCCAUUCCACCAUAG
Molecule: messenger RNA, 1763 nt
Organism: Exserohilum turcica Et28A
Lineage: Eukaryota; Fungi; Ascomycota; Dothideomycetes; Pleosporales; Pleosporaceae
Exons: 1
Source: RefSeq, a predicted model, not a curated record